Messenger RNA from Arabidopsis lyrata subsp. lyrata, 1304 nucleotides. RefSeq names its product aquaporin NIP1-2. Gene Ontology annotation, cellular component: membrane. The coding region runs from base 174 to 1070 and encodes 298 amino acids. The transcript has 5 exons. The record is from RefSeq and is a predicted model, not a curated record. Lineage: Eukaryota; Viridiplantae; Streptophyta; Magnoliopsida; Brassicales; Brassicaceae. Gene Ontology annotation, molecular function: channel activity. Gene Ontology annotation, biological process: transmembrane transport.
AAAUGGUCAAAUUAAAAAAUCGUAGAAAUCCAAUCCUCUCUCUCUCUUUCGAUUUGCCAAUAAAUGGGAGAUAAUCGGCUACCAAACUCAUUCACACAAGUCAUAACAGUCUUUUAAAGUUUGAUAUCUUUUUCUUCUUCUUUCGUUUGUCAAAAGAGAAAAAAAAAACAGUUAUGGCGGAGAUCUCGGGGAACGGCCAUGGUGCCGAUGCUAGAGACGGAGCUGUGGUGGUGAAUCUCAAAGAAGAAGACGAACACCAACAACAAAAAGAAGCUAUUCAUAAUCCUAAACCCAUGAAGAAACAAGACUCUCUCCUCUCAAUCUCUGUCCCUUUCUUGCAAAAGUUGAUGGCUGAGGUUUUGGGAACGUACUUCUUGAUAUUCGCCGGUUGUGCAGCGGUGGCCGUGAACACACAACAUGACAAAGCCGUGACUCUUCCAGGGAUCGCCAUCGUUUGGGGACUUACCGUCAUGGUUCUUGUUUACUCUCUUGGUCACAUCUCCGGUGCUCAUUUCAAUCCGGCCGUCACAAUCGCAUUCGCAUCUUGCGGCCGCUUCCCUCUUAAACAGGUUCCGGCUUAUGUGAUAUCACAAGUGAUCGGAUCGACGCUUGCUGCGGCGACUUUACGGCUCUUGUUCGGACUUGAUCAAGACGUUUGUAGUGGGAAACACGAUGUGUUCGUCGGAACAUUACCAUCUGGAUCGGAUUUGCAGUCGUUUGUGAUUGAGUUUAUCAUUACUUUCUACCUUAUGUUCGUCAUUUCCGGCGUUGCCACCGAUAAUAGAGCGAUCGGAGAACUUGCCGGACUAGCAGUAGGAUCAACGGUGCUACUUAACGUGAUAAUUGCCGGACCGGUAUCGGGAGCAUCGAUGAAUCCAGGACGAAGUUUAGGACCUGCAAUGGUUUAUAGUUGCUACAGAGGACUUUGGAUCUACAUAGUCUCUCCAAUUGUUGGUGCAGUUUCGGGUGCGUGGGUUUAUAACAUGGUUCGAUAUACCGAUAAACCAUUACGAGAAAUAACUAAGAGCGGUUCGUUUUUAAAGACCGUGCGAAACGGUAGCUCUCGUUAAGCAAAUAAGAAAACAUGGCUACGUUGUACUACUAGUCAUCGGAGGUUAAGUUGUAUCACUAAGAAGCAAUUGGAGUAUUUUGGUAUUUAAGUGUUUUUAAAUUUGAAUUACCGCAAAUGGAUUAACAUAGUAUGUGACGAAUAUUAUAAGGGAAUUGAUCUAUAACGAGUUUGACCAGAACUACUACGUAUAUGGUUGUAUUAACUGCUAUAUAUAUUUAUUUCUUUCUGUUUU